Molecule: messenger RNA, 2035 nt
Organism: Epinephelus fuscoguttatus (brown-marbled grouper)
Lineage: Eukaryota; Metazoa; Chordata; Actinopteri; Perciformes; Serranidae
Product: leucine-rich repeat-containing protein 18-like
Exons: 3
Coding region: 271-942 (223 amino acids)
Molecular function (GO): protein binding
Source: RefSeq, a predicted model, not a curated record
UUGAUGUAGAGUGUGAUUCUCAGGCUGGAGAAAGAGAUCAAAAAGUUAGGUGACACUGAUGUUGCAGUAUGGGUUUGGAGUCCCUUUUGUCUCUUUCCUGGUAUUCGCUGUGCUGGAUCUAAGAAGACAGACUCAUUAAAGCUGUUGGCUGGACUGUGUUGGGUAACAUAAUCUUGCAAACCGGUUCCACUGUCAACUCCUCCGUCACAGCACAUUACUGAACCCUGUUAACUACAGACCUGUCACUGUCCCGUGUCUCCGUGCAGCAGGAUGGCCAAAGGAAAGAAAAACAAACAGGCUAAAAGUAAAACCAUCACCCUGAAAGUGGCUCAGAACUGCGUGGAGUUGACGCUGGAAGGUAAACGUCGUCUGAAUCUCAGUUUUAAGGAGGUCGAUGUGGUGCCAAAGUGCAUCCAGAAGCUGUAUGAUGUGGAUGAACUUGACCUGAGCAGGAACCUGAUCAGAAAGGUCCCCGACUUUAUUGAAUAUUUCAUCCGCAUCCAGGUUUUGGAUCUGCACAGCAACUAUCUGGAGCAGCUCCCCGAGACUAUCGGCCGUCUCCAGAACCUGCUGGUUUUGAAUCUGUGUAACAACCGUCUGACGAGCCUCCCCAGUGAGCUUGGCCUGCUGAAGAAACUCCACACCCUCAACCUGGGUCUCAACCAGCUGGAGACUCUUCCCCCCUCCAUCGGUGCUCUGAAGGAGCUCCGCCACCUCGGCCUUUCUGACAACCAAUUCACCCGUGUCCCUGGCUGCCUUGCGAGGCUGAAUCAGCUGGAGAAGGUCAACCUGGACAGGAACCCCAUCCUCACUGAGAAGGCACCGGGCCACAAGUCACUCAUGAUAACGGAGCAGCUUUACCUGGUCAAGGAGAGCUCCCUGUGUGAGGACUGCCUGAAGAAGUGCCAGACUGAGAGGAAGAGGGUGGAGAAAGGGGACUGAAUUACUGUGUCUAACCAACAUGAAGACUCAGGAUGACAGGGAGAUGCACAGCCUGGAUCACUGUAAAAUCUAAAUACUACCUAGUGAAGUGAUUUAGGUUUCACCACAGCACCAUCUGCUGACAUCCACUGGACUUACAUGAUGCAUUGGCACUGUUGUUAACUGACUUUUAUGCAGCUGGUAUCCAGUGUUUAGGGCAAAGACACGCAGUUGGCGGAAAUGGAUGCUUGUGUUUUUAACUCAAGUUAUAUAGUUUAAGUGGAUAUUUUAGCAAAAGGCCAUCUCAACCUUCGAAAGUUUUUCAAAAUAAGGUAUCACAUUGUUAAAGUAUUUAUGUCCCCUAAAAUGUCUGAAAGUUUGUUACUAAUGAGGUGUUCUCACAUUCUUCUACUAAGGGGGCGAUAUCUGUGCACUUCCCUAAAAUCUGAGGUUCAAACCUACGUUGGCUAGCUAGAUUAGUAACGUCACCAAUAGAGUGCCCCAGAAAGGACGUUUUUCUGUAGGCCGACACGUAAAUUAGCAUCACACUGGUUCCCUCAUCAAAUAGCCUGUGGGAUUUUUCCAUUGGAUUUUGGAUUAUUGCUGAAAAUAAGCUUUGUGGCAAACAAACGUUUAUGAUGCUUACGUGUUUUCAGCAAGAUAAUCUUCACAAAUGGUCACCACUUUCAUGAUUAUUGAACCCUAAAUUCAACUGCCACAUGUAAAAAGCUAACGUUAGGCUAAAACUGAACUACGCUACGGUCACUUAACGUCAACACCAUAACAAGCCUGUAAAGCUGUCUUUAGUGCGGCACAGUAUGAUGACUUGUUAGCAACCGUCUUUUAAAAGACACUUAGAAGCUUCAUAGUUCAUGAGUGGAGCAUUUAGUGAUGAAUAUUAUGUCGUUGAACAAAACAUGAAAGUCUCUUAAGCUUGUGUGAACCACAGACAUUGUUUCAGGUAUCUAACCAGGGGCGCUGGUGGCUUAGUGGUAGACCAGGUGCCCCAUGUACAAGGCUGUUGCCGCAGCGGCCCGGGCUCGACCCCGGCCUGUGGCCCUUUGCUGCAUGUCACUCACACGCCAGGGUCAAGCCCGGGCCGCUGCUCGACCCC